Molecule: messenger RNA, 5548 nt
Organism: Conger conger (European conger)
Lineage: Eukaryota; Metazoa; Chordata; Actinopteri; Anguilliformes; Congridae
Gene: socs6a
Product: suppressor of cytokine signaling 6
Exons: 3
Coding region: 288-1859 (523 amino acids)
Biological process (GO): regulation of growth; phosphatidylinositol phosphate biosynthetic process; protein ubiquitination
Cellular component (GO): phosphatidylinositol 3-kinase complex
Molecular function (GO): 1-phosphatidylinositol-3-kinase regulator activity
Source: RefSeq, a predicted model, not a curated record
AGCCUAGCUAGCUAGCUGGGUAGCCGGCUGGCUAAUGCUAGCAAGGAAGUGCCAGCUAAAGCGAUUUACUUCGCUGGUUGACAUCUUAAUGUUUAAGAAGUGCAUUUACAGUGCGAAUGCAGAAGACGACUAAUUGUGCAUUUGGGUGUGUAAGGCUUGUCAGUAUCCAAAUUUCCCUUUGCAGGGGAUGCCAGUCCAUGCUUGGCAGUUUUUGGCCAUACCUUUGAUAGGAAAUUUUGAACUUCAUAGGCUAGACCCUAUGCCCUUACUUGGGAGGAACUUUAAGAAUGAAGAAGAUCAGCCUUAAAAUGAUCAGAAAGUCAUUUAACCUAAAUAAAAGCAAAGAAGAUGGGAAAUUUGUUGUGGUUCAGCAACCAGGAUUAGCUGCCGAUUUCACAAAGGAAGAUUCCCUUUUUGGAGGUUGUUACAGCAAAGAGUUUGGAAGCUGCAAUCUUAAUGGUGAAGUGGAAGAGAACCGGUCCAAGAGUGAGAGUUUAAUGGGAACACUAAAAAGGAGGUUGUCGGCAAAGCAGAAAUCUAAAGUCAAAGCAAGCUCUCCUGUUGGCUGCAUAGAUGAUGACACCUUUUCUUCUUCUUCUGCCCCAAUAAGCUUUAAUGAGGUGAAAGCCCAGCAUCCCUUAAGAUCCACAUCUCUGCGAAACUAUCAUUACAGCCCCACCCCUUGGCCUCUUAGGCCAGCUAACUCUGAGGAAACGUGUAUUAAGAUGGAGGUGAAGGUAAAAACCUUGGCUCAUUCAUCUAAUCCUAGCCCAGUUUUUAAUGGUGUUUGUAAGGAGUUCCAUGAUUUCCGGAUGGAGGCGCUUUUCCAGGAUCCAAGUGAAUCUUUGAAGAACUCUGAACCUCAGAUUGGUAACCUGCAUCUAAAUAUUGAUGAACAUGUGCCUGCAGUUAUUGGAAUUACUCCUCCGGACUAUAUUCAGUACACAAUGCCUUUAGAUGAGGGAAUGUAUCAUGUUGAGGGAUCACACUCUUAUUGUUUGGAUGGCUCCUUGCCAAUGGAAGUGAUGCCACAGGUAGAUAGGGGUUUCCUUCAUGUGGAUGAGGGUCUGAUUGAUGAAGAUCUCUUAAUGUCUCCAGACAUGUUCAUGGAACCUUCAGCGAAUGGACUACUCAUAGGAAGCACAGGUGUGAUGCUUCAGAGCUCCACAGUUGAUGUUCCUUCACCGUUGCUACCUCCAUUCGUUGGCAGUCAGUAUCAGAGGAAUUUUCCAAGCUUUCGUGGUUUUGACACUGAAGUGACAGAGAGGAUCAGGCACCAUCUACAUUUCGACCCCAGUUCUGCUCCAGGGGUUGACAGGGUGUACAAUUCAGUUCAGAACAGUGGGCCUAUGGUUGUAACAAGCCUCACAGAGGAGUUGAAGAAACUUGCCAAGCAGGGUUGGUACUGGGGUCCCAUUACUCGCUGGGAAGCAGAGGAAAAACUUGUUGACCUGCUAGAUGGUUCAUUCUUGGUGCGUGACAGCUCGGACGAUCGAUACCUCUUGAGCCUGAGCUUUCGUUCACAGGGUAAGACUCUUCACACCAGGAUUGAACACUCAAAUGGCAGGUUCAGUUUUUACGAACAGCCAGAGUUGGAGGGUCAUAUAUCUAUUGUAAACCUUAUUGAGCAUUCUAUAAAAGACUCUGAAAGUGGAGCAUUCUGUUAUUCUAGAUCGCGUUUACCGGGGUCUGCAACAUAUCCUGUUAGCCUGACAAACCCUGUGUCUCGUUUCAUGCAAGUGCGUUCACUACAGUACCUGUGUCGGUUUAUUAUUCGUCAGUACACACGGAUUGACCUGAUUCAGAAACUGCCUUUACCAAACAAGAUGAAAGAUUACUUGCAGGAAAAGCACUACUGAAAUGGGACAUAUUUAAUUGUUUCAAAUUCUUUCUUUUUUUUUUUCAUUAGUACAACAAAACUUGUUUUACAAGCAUUCAUUGAUCUAAAAGACUUCCUGCUACUAUCUUCCUGCUGGAUCAGGCUUCACACAGUGUCUUUUUAGUUAGCCUGCUCCAGUCUUCUUGUAUAUUGGAUUUUGUGACUUGUGGCUUCUAAGGAAGCAUUACUUUAUAUUCCAAGGAUUAAUUGUUUAAUAGAAAGGAAAUUAGAUAAAAAUCAUUCAAAUUGUGUAAGUACUACAGGCUACCACUUGCUUUCAUUUAAGCUCUCACACAUUUUGCAAUUAGACUGGCUCAGGCUUAAAUUGCCAGAUGCAGUCCUCCCUUCAGCUGAAACGGUUUAAUUUGUUGUUGCGUAGACCCUUUUUCUGUCUUAAGUGAAAUUGAUUAUAAGUUCCGAAAGGAACCUUAAGUGCAAAUUGAAUCAUGGAAAACUUUGUCUCUGUCCAUUUAUUUAAACCGGAUGUCCAAAGCACUGUUGAAUGCAAGGCUUAAUUAAAAAGGUUCAAAGAAAACGGCAACAUUUUGUGAAAUAUACCUUUUUUCCGACUUACCCAGUCUUAGACAAGAUUUUCGAUUUCAUUUUAAUUUUUGUGCAUUCACUGGCUCAAUUUUCAUGUUAGCAUAAUGUGUUAGCUUAGCAUAAAGACUUGAAACUUUAAGGAGUCAGUAGCCUACCUCCUUCAAAGUGAAGAAAUAAACCUUACAGCAACUCCAAAGUUAUAUACACAAGGUAUUUGAAAUACACGUGCCUGAAAAAAGUUAUAAAAAUGGGAGAUGUUGUUUUCGGAGAAGUUUCCUUUCAAAACCUUCAGAAGGUGCGCAGUUGACUGCGCUCAACCAGUGUAAGACAGAAGAGUAUAUACAUGUGUUCAGCGGUUAUAGUUCCAACUGCCUAACUUCUCUGAAUGCUAACAUGGAAAUUGAGCCUGAGAAUGCACAAAAAUUUAAAUGAAAUUGAACAUCACAUAUGUCUAAGUCUGCUUAAGUCAGAAAAAAGGCAUGUUUCCCAAAAUGUUGGUGCUUUCCUUUAAUUGUAAUUGCUGAAUAUACAAAUUGUCACAAAUUAUGUAUAAUGUUGAAGCCAGUGUGGACUGGGUGUGAGUGUGUGUAGGCUAGUUUUAAAAAUUAGAAUUGUUCUAACAUUUUGUGGUUAGUGAUAAAAAACAUUAUUACUGAUCUGAAAGUUGAAUAAUUUGUUUGCCACCAAUCUGAGAAGCAACUUGCUAUGAAUCUUCUUGUUAUUAUGGUUUCAUUUCCUUUUAUAGUUGCAUUUUGAAAGCAAAUACAGGUUAAAUUAUAGAGAGAAAUUCCUAAAUCUAAAAAUAUAUAUUUUUAGUUGAAAUCUGGACUCCUUCCAGCAUAAAACUAGAUUGGAUAAGCUGCUAUGGGGCUCAGUGAAAUGCAAUGUAUUUGGCUUGUUUGGCUGAUUGUGCAAGUUAUUCACAUAGUUCAGAGUUGUAAAACAGCAAGUAAAUAGCCAUAUGGUAUGCUGUAAAAUAGCUACAUAAAAUAUUAAAAAUACUCAACUGAGCUUCUGAAAAUAUAACAAGUUGACAUUGUAAAAGGAAGAAACAGAUGGAGGUUACAAAACUUUUAAAAUGGAAAAUUAAAGCUUUUGCCACAGCCUUAAAAUGAUUAUAUUCAAAUAAAGAUGGAUUUGUGAUUCCAUCAUUAUACAUUUUCAGGGGUUUAGUGUCUGUCGUGAGAGUGGUGUACUUGCAAACUCAUGGUUUAGUACUUGUGUGUCUGUAUUCCGUUUACCACAUAGCCCUAAAGCCUAAAGCCUAAAGCAACUAAGCUAACUGUCGGCAGAUGCUUUUCCAGAGAAGGAGCUUGAAAAUACAUUGUCUUGCUGUGUAUUGCUGUCAACUCUUCAGCCUUCACUGCAGUUUUAUUACGUAUCCAGCGCAAUUCCGGUCUCCGCCCUAAGAUGGCGGCUCAUGUUAUCUGAGGCAAAGAAUUCAAAUGAAGAGGCAGUGUGAGCACUUAUAGCGGAGAGUCUUUUGGGGAGUCCAUCGGCUUGGUGUGUUCCCUGCUUUACAUUGGAGUCCGUCCACUGUAUUUACAGAAGUUACCGCAGCAAUAGAAAAUUAAAUUAUUGAUUAAGGAUUCCCUUAAAGCAGUACUUUACUGCUGAUUGUUUGUAAUGACUAGGCCUCUUCUGAAGCAUCAAUAAUUACAAAAUAUGUUAUUAAUUAUUCAGUUUAAUCUGUUUUGUUACUGCUGUAGUAUAACACAAGUUUUAGGUUGUGCAGCAUACUCUUCGUGUAAAGGCCUGUAAUUUUCUUGCAGAAAAGACUGAAAUAUACAGAGCAUUUUAGCUAUAUAGCUGCAUUUCUUACUGUUAUGUGAGGAUUAUUUCAGAAGUCUGUGCAAACAUCAAAUUGAAGCGAUUUAAAUGUAGGCUAUCAUCUGGGAAAGACAAAUUAAAUGGUAAAUUAUGCAAGAAUUUGUUUUCAAGUACUUUAUUGACUUUAUCGAGAAGCCUCUUGGAAAUGGUUAUUGGAUGCAGGUUGUUAUUUGAUCUCCACUAUACACCUUACCUGCGUGUGCACAUGUCUUAAACCAAAUUGAAAAUUUCAUGAAUUCAAGUUGUUGUUUGAUAAGUAAGUAAAUAAAGUAUUUAUAUUAAGACCCACAUGGCUCCAGAACAGAGUGUCCUCCAUUUGAUAGAUCAUGCAGAUGUGGAACGUCUGUCAUGGCUUAAUCAUGUUGAAACACAGCUUUGCAGGGAUAGGUUCACCUUUUUAGGAAAAAAGAGUAGAUAAUGAUAAGCACACUGGGUUUGUCAUAUGGCACCGUUAAUAUGUUUCUAGUAUUUUUUGUUUUGUGUACUGAUUUGUACAGUGUACAACAAUACCGUGUAUUGUUUUAUACAUUAUUUGUUUUACAGGGUUUUUAUUGUUAAAAUUGUAGAAAGAUGGCAUUUGUUAAGAUUAAGUACCGAACAAGCUUCACAAAUUUAUAUUUUCUUUCUGUUUUUAUUGACUAAAUGCUGCAAAUGAAGUUUACAUUGUAUAAUAUUGAGCAAAUGUAAUUUCCCUUUAUGUAUUUUGGUACAAUUUUAAAAAAUCCAGAUGUGUGUAUACACAUUUGUGCUGCUUUAUUUUCAUGGUUGCCUUUCUGGUCCUAAAACAGGGGAAAGCAGAAUGGCAGUUAGAUAUAGAUACCUGGGAGAACAUUUCUGAAGCAGUUUGAGUAAUAUGACCGUGAUCAUGCCAUUGGUACAGUACUGUGCAAGAGUCUUAGGCACCUGUAUAACAUUCUGUACAUAUAAGAUUAUUUCAAAGAUAAUUCAAUGAAAGGUCCUAAAUAAAUGUACUAUACAUUUUAAAUUAAAUUUGAGUAAUUUGGCAGAAUAGUUGAAAACUGAAAAUCAAAUCAAUAUCUUUUGUGACCACCCUUCGGUGUUAAAACUGCAUCACUUCUCUGAGAUAUAGAACUGCAGGACAGCGUUGGCUAAGACAAUCAGCAGGGAGGUUGUUCCAAGCAUGUUGGAGAACUUGCCACAGUUCUUCUGCAGACUUUGGUUGGCUCCUUGCUUUUGAUCUCAGACAGCCUUGAUUGAGUUUUUAUGUAAAAAGCAGUAAAUUGCUUACAGUAAUAUGUUACUUUUUUAAUUAAAUACAAAAGUCUCUGUAAAAUA